This is a messenger RNA of Coffea eugenioides, 3606 nucleotides long. Its product is annotated as probable UDP-N-acetylglucosamine--peptide N-acetylglucosaminyltransferase SPINDLY. The record is from RefSeq and is a predicted model, not a curated record. Bases 328 to 3126 code for a protein of 932 amino acids. Gene Ontology annotation, molecular function: protein binding. Lineage: Eukaryota; Viridiplantae; Streptophyta; Magnoliopsida; Gentianales; Rubiaceae. The transcript is spliced from 18 exons.
CUCCGGAGCUUGGGAGACAUCACAGUCACACACACCCCUUACUGUCGGAGAGAGAAACAAAGCCCAAAAGCCGCCCCCCCCACGACUCCCCAGCCCCACCCCACCGUCUCGUCUUAAAACGCCUUCUCUUCUUCUACAGUUUUCCACUAUUUUUAAUACUCCAGACGCAGUUCCUUAAAAAACGACAAGAAGAGAAAAAAGGAACGAACAAAAGUAACAGGUAUAGCACAGUCAACUAUAUAUGUUACUGGUUCCCAGUAUAGAGCCAACCAUCGCAAGCUUCUUUCUCGGAGUUUUUGAAAGGGAGUUGGUUUGAAGCAUAUUUGAAUGGCGUGGACGGAUAAAGAUAAUGGCAAUGUGAAAGAAAGAGAUUUGGCUGGUGAAAAUGGUUUUUUAAAUGGAGGGCAGCCUUCUACAGUUUCUGGAGGUUGUCAAGUUAGCAAUAGUCCUGUAAAGAAGAUCUUUGAAGGGAAGGAUGCUCUGUCUUAUGCCAAUAUUCUCCGCUCCAGAAACAAGUUUGUUGAGGCACUUCAGAUAUAUGAGAGUGUAUUGGAGAAGGAUAGUGAAAAUGUUGAAGCUCACAUUGGUAAAGGAAUCUGCUUGCAGAUGCAGAAUAUGGGUAGGCUUGCUUUUGAGAGCUUUACUGAAGCCAUCAGACUAGAUUCGCAAAAUUCAUGUGCUCUCACACAUUGUGGCAUUUUGUACAAGGAAGAGGGCCGCCUUGUGGAGGCUGCUGAAUCAUAUCAGAAAGCUCUUAGGGCUGAUCCUUCAUAUAAGCCAGCGGCGGAAUGCCUAGCGAUUGUACUAACUGAUCUUGGUACAAGCUUAAAGCUUGCUGGUAACACUCAGGAGGGAAUCCAAAAAUACUAUGAGGCAAUCAAAAUAGAUCCACAUUAUGCUCCAGCUUAUUAUAACCUUGGUGUUGUCUAUUCCGAAAUGAUGCAAUAUGAUGUGGCCCUUAAUUGCUAUGAGAAGGCUGCACUGGAGAGGCCUAUGUAUGCUGAAGCAUAUUGCAACAUGGGUGUCAUCUAUAAAAACCGAGGUGAUCUGGAGUCAGCAAUUGCCUGCUAUGAGAGGUGCUUGGCUGUGUCUCCAAACUUUGAGAUUGCGAAGAAUAACAUGGCAAUUGCCUUGACAGAUUUAGGCACAAAGGUCAAAUUGGAGGGAGACAUCAAUCAAGGUGUGGCAUACUACAAAAAGGCGCUAUAUUACAAUUGGCAUUAUGCAGAUGCAAUGUACAAUCUGGGUGUUGCUUAUGGUGAAAUGCUUAAGUUUGACAUGGCAAUCGUGUUUUAUGAGCUUGCGUUCCACUUCAAUCCUCAUUGUGCAGAGGCAUGCAACAAUUUAGGGGUGAUAUACAAGGAUCGAGACAACCUUGAUAAAGCAGUGGAGUGCUACCAGAUGGCUUUGUCAAUCAAACCAAACUUCUCUCAGUCAUUGAACAAUCUUGGAGUAGUUUACACUGUUCAGGGUAAAAUGGAUGCAGCUGCAAACAUGAUUGAGAAAGCAAUUGUUGCCAACCCUACAUAUGCAGAAGCAUAUAACAAUUUAGGAGUUCUUUAUAGAGAUGCAGGCAGUAUAUUUCUGGCUAUUGAUGCAUAUGAGCGGUGCCUUAAAAUUGAUCCUGAUUCUCGUAAUGCAGGCCAGAAUCGACUGCUUGCAAUGAACUACAUAAAUGAGGGAACAGAUGACAAACUAUAUGAGGCUCACAGGGAGUGGGGCAGUCGCUUCAUGAGGUUAUAUUCCCAGUACACCUCAUGGGACAACCCUAAAGAUCCAGAAAGGACACUUACCAUUGGAUACGUGUCUCCUGAUUAUUUUACACAUUCUGUGUCAUAUUUCAUUGAAGCACCUCUUGUCUAUCAUGACUAUGAAAAUUACAAGGUUGUGGUUUAUUCAGCAGUCGUAAAGGCAGAUGCAAAGACAAUUAGGUUUAGAGACAGAGUCUUGAAAAAGGGUGGUAUAUGGAGAGACAUAUAUGGGGUCGAUGAGAAAAAGGUUGCCAAUAUGGUUAGAGAAGAUAAGGUUGAUAUAUUGGUUGAACUUACUGGUCAUACUGCAAACAACAAGUUGGGAAUGAUGGCCUGUCGGCCUGCUCCUGUUCAGGUAACAUGGAUUGGCUAUCCAAAUACAACUGGUUUGCCCACCAUUGAUUACAGAAUCAGUGAUCCCUUGGCCGAUUCUCCUGAUACUAAGCAGAAACAUGUUGAGGAAUUAGUAAGAUUACCAGCAUGCUUUCUUUGUUAUACGCCUUCCCCUGAAGCUGGGCCAGUAUCUCCCACUCCUGCUCUGUCCAACGGCUUCGUCACUUUUGGUAGCUUUAACAAUUUGGCAAAGAUAACACCUAAAGUGCUCCAAGUUUGGGCAAGGAUUCUACGUGCAGUUCCAAAUUCUCGGCUUAUCGUAAAGUGUAAACCUUUUUGUUGUGAUAGUGUGAGACAAAGGUUUCUUUCAACACUAGAGCAGCUGGGGUUGGAUUCGACCCGUGUAGACCUUUUGCCGUUAAUUCUUCUCAAUCAUGAUCAUAUGCAAGCAUAUUCUCUCAUGGAUAUAAGCUUGGAUACAUUUCCUUAUGCUGGAACAACCACAACAUGUGAAUCUCUCUACAUGGGAGUUCCAUGUGUCACCAUGGGAGGUUCAGUGCAUGCACAUAAUGUCGGUGUUAGUCUACUAAAUACUGUUGGUUUACCUAACCUGGUUGCUAAGAAUGAAGAUGAAUAUGUGCAACAGGCUGUACAGUUAGCAACAGAUGUUACCGCUCUCUCAAACCUGAGAAGAGGUUUGCGAGAUCUUAUGUCCAAGUCACCUCUUUGUGACGGACCUAAGUUUACCCAGGGCCUAGAGUCUGCCUACAGGAAUAUGUGGCGCAGAUACUGCAAGGAUGACGUGCCGUCCUUAAGGUGGAUGGAGCUUUUAAAGAAAGAGCAGGCACGGGAGCAGGCGCAGCAACAGAACUCACAUGAACAAGAGGUAGUUCCAGAAGAGCCAGUUAUCAAAUUUUCAGACCCCACGAGGAUCUCUACAUCUAAUGAUGGCCCGUUUGGAUCAGUUAUGGUUAAUGGACUCAGUCUGGGGCAAUCUUCCAUAAUAAACCACCCCUCAUCUGUUGAAGAAAAUGGGGUUUAGUCAAAGAUGACAGCUUACCUGAGGCACGUUGUGGCUAGUCUAAAAUAUGAAGGCCUGUAACUGAAGAAUUUUCUGGAGAGAUUUGAUUGUGCGUUAGAAUCUGCAAUUGCUCUUUUUAAAUCGAGCCUUCUGUAUCAUAUAUUGAAUUGAGGCUUGAUGUGUUAGUACUCACGUUAGCCAUGGUGGCAACCAAGUGUUGCUCAGUGUUUAGGCCCAGAUUUUUUCACGAGUAGGAUGAUGGCGGCAUUGUUUACCCGAAAAAACUUAACCUGCUUAAGGUAUAGGAGGAGUAUAGCUUAUAGCGACACGGAGGUGAUCAUAUGGUAUUUGUAUUAAGGUAUGACAUUCCACAUCUACAUCUACAUCUACCCCAGUAGCAAAAGAGAUGGGGAUUUUGUAAAAUAUAGGAUCUUCGAAUAUCAUAUUGAGCGCUUUUGAAGGAAUUUUUUUAAUAUAAAUUUGUGGACCAGUUAGCGUCGA